UUGCUGCUAGAGCACAGUCAAAUCAAAGCAAGCAAACAAAACACAUCGCAUAAGCGAACUCUUAGCGUUCUACGCAACUCUUACUACUUACCUUAUACGUAUUUGUGGAGUGAAAUUAAUUGAAGAAAAAGAUGGCACUUGUACCAUUGUUAUUCUCUGACUGGUGGGAAGAUCUCGACCGUCCUCAUCGACUCUUCGACCAGGAUUUCGGCCUUGGACUUCACCAGGACCAACUUCUGUCACCUCAAAUCCUGGAACGAUACUUUGCACCUUUGGAAAGAAGAACCAGGAAUCCGCUUCUCUAUUACCGACCAUGGGGUGAACUUCUCCGCAAAGGCGACACUGGCACAUCCACAGUCAACGCAGACAAAAACAAAUUCCAAGUCAUCUUAGACGUCCAACAGUUUAAACCUGAUGAGAUCAACGUUAAGGUCGUGGAUAAGUUCGUCGUCGUCGAAGCUAAACAUGAAGAGAAGCAAGAUGAACAUGGAUGGAUCUCUCGCCAGUUUGUACGCAAGUACAUGAUUCCAGAACAAUGUGACAUUGAUCAAGUCUCUUCUUCAUUGUCAUCUGAUGGAGUAUUGACCAUCACUGCUCCUAGAAAAAACAUUCCUAAACAAGACAACGAGAGAAGCAUCAAGAUCGAACAUACGGGAAAACCAGCCAUCCGUGACCAAAAUUGUGACAAGAAAUGUGUCAAAGACUCCAAAGAAGAGAAACCUAAAAAAUAAAUAUUCAAUUAUUUAUUAAAUAAGUAUUUGUUUGUUUAUAAUACCAGUAUCUUUCUCUCUAUGACUGAUUUUUUGUAAGUGUAAUUUUGUUUGUACUUCAAGUCAUUAAAUUUAAUGUAAUUAUUUUAUAAGUUUGAAUAGAUUAAAAUAAAUAAGACUAAUAA
This is a messenger RNA of Chelonus insularis, 895 nucleotides long. RefSeq names its product protein lethal(2)essential for life-like. Bases 132 to 731 code for a protein of 199 amino acids. Gene Ontology annotation, biological process: response to heat; protein refolding. The transcript has a single exon. The record is from RefSeq and is a predicted model, not a curated record. NCBI's taxonomy places the organism in Eukaryota, Metazoa, Arthropoda, Insecta, Hymenoptera, Braconidae. Gene Ontology annotation, cellular component: cytoplasm; nucleus.